GCGCGCGGUGACGCGCGCGGCGGCGGUGCGGGUCCCGAUUGCUGCAGCCGCUUGUCAGUGUGACGAAGAUUGGCACCCGAGGUUUCUGUCUUCCACGUUGUACAUCAGUGGGAUCUCUCUGCUGGAACAAGAUAAUGUUGUCUUCAACUCAUUGAAGGAAAGGGAACAUUUGUUCACGCUUAUGAUGAUUUGACACAAUUAAUGUCUUAAUAACCAUGAUGGCAACACAGACAUUAAGUAUAGACAACUAUCAAGAUGGACAACAGAUGCAAGUAGUAACAGAGUUAAAAACUGAACAAGAUCCCAACUGCUCUGAAACUGAUGCCGAAGGGGUGAGUCCUGCCCCCGUAGAAUCCCAGACUCCAAUGGAUGCAGACAAGCAGGCCAUUUACAGGCACCCWCUAUUUCCCUUGUUAGCACUAUUAUUUGAAAAAUGUGAACAAUCUACACAAGGCUCAGAAGGCACAACUUCUGCCAGUUUUGAUGUAGAUAUUGAAAACUUUGUAAGAAAGCAGGAGAAAGAAGGAAAACCUUUUUUCUGUGAAGAUCCAGAAACUGAUAAUUUGAUGGUAAAAGCAAUCCAAGUUCUACGUAUCCAUCUGCUUGAGCUAGAAAAGGUUAAUGAACUCUGCAAGGAUUUCUGUAGUCGUUACAUUGCCUGCCUGAAGACAAAAAUGAACAGUGAAACUCUAUUAAGUGGAGAGCCUGGAAGUCCUUAUUCACCUGUGCAAUCUCAGCAAAUUCCAAGUGCCCUUGCAGGCACACUCAGUCCCCAAGGGAUCAUGGUGCCAGCAUCAGCAUUGCAGCAGGGAAAUGUAACUAUGGCAACAGUAGCAGGGGGGACAGUSUAUCAGCCAGUCACUGUGGUCACUCCACAAGGUCAGGUGGUGACACAGGCACUGUCACCUGGGACUAUUCGRAUCCAGAACUCUCAGCUCCAGUUGCAAUUAAACCAAGAUCUAGGCAUCUUGCAUCAAGAUGAUGGCUCAUCAAAAAAUAAGAGAGGAGUUCUUCCCAAGCACGCUACAAAUGUGAUGAGAUCYUGGCUUUUUCAGCACAUAGGGCAUCCAUAUCCAACAGAGGACGAGAAGAAACAGAUUGCAGCACAAACAAAUCUGACACUACUCCAGGUUAACAACUGGUUUAUCAAUGCUAGAAGGCGAAUUCUUCAGCCAAUGCUGGACUCCAGUUGUUCUGAAACCCCAAAAACAAAGAAGAAAACAGCUCAGAACCGACCAGUCCAGAGGUUCUGGCCUGACUCCAUUGCCUCAGGAGUGGCUCAGCAGCARUCGAACGAGCUCACGAUGUCAGACGGUGCUGUUGUGACCAUCACAGCUCCAGUCAACAUGAAUGUAGACAGUCUGCAGUCUUUGUCAUCCGAUGGUGCUACUCUGGCUGUGCAGCAGGUGAUGAUGGCAGGGCAGAGCGAGGAUGAGUCUGUGGACAGCGGUGAAGAUGAUGGAGGAGACCUCUCAACAACAAAUAUCAGYGGGCUGGUCUUGGAUAACAGUGAUUCUCUGCAGUAGGAAGCAAGAGAGUGUGGAGAAAAACACUUAGGAAUAAAGAAUGGACUGACUGACUGACUUUUUAUAGUUUGCACAGCAAACAUUUUACACAAGUUUUAUUUCUAAUAUGUUUUAUAUGUAGAUAUAGAAGGGUGCACUUUUUUGUAUUUCAUAGUAAGCUUAAAGAGUGUUUUUGCAGGUGCAGCAACUUCUUUCAAAUGUGUUAUUUUUUUGUUUCUUUUCCUUUCCUUAUUUCAGAAAAUUAUAUCUAGUAAUAUAAAGAACCACAAUAGCACCCCUUUGCUCUCUCAAUUGGAAGUGCUGCAGUUUCUGAUGAAUUAUGCAGUUUCAAUUAGUGCUGUUAUUUAACACAGCUUUUGAUGGGCAGGUGAUGUAAAUUUAAAGCAUGUGACACUAGUGUGUGAAACUUGAUUAUUGAGUUAGAUGCAUAUAUUUGAAAGAUGCUUCUGCACCUUAAAAACUGCUAGUCUGAGGUGGACAGCAACACACAUAAAAAAAAAGAAACUGUUGAUGUGUGAUUCAGUAGAGAAUGUAUGGCAAUUUAAAUAAGUUUAGUUUCUCUCAUAGUCCGUGAGCCUGUUUUAUCAUUUGCUAUAAAAACUCCUAUUUUUACCUUGCUGGGGUUAUUGGAUAAAAAAAAAAUAUUUUUAUAAAUUCACUAGAAAUUGGGAUGACAACUGUAUUAAGCAGGAGGAAAAAAAAUUUCCAGAGGGGAAAAAUAAAUGUUUAGUAUUCCUAUUUGGAAGGUCUGAAAAUUGACCCAAUUUAAUAAACAAGCCUACAGUAGCAUUCUAUGAUUCUCAACUGUCCCACAGUGAUAUACUAUAUUUGAUAAUAGCAUAAGAAGGGCCCACUGUUUGAUGGGAUUUUGAUAUUGUCAAACAUUGAUUUAUAUUAUGUGUAAACUAAUAUUCAAAUUGCAUAACUCUGUAUCUAGACUUGUAUCUGAAAAUAUUUGCUAAAUGAGUAUUCAGGUAAGUAAGUUCAAAUACCCACAACUUUUCCAAUUAUUAGAGAAAUYUAACAGUUUAUAGUUUGUACAACUGAAUCUAAAAAAAAAAGAAAAGUUGCCUACUAUACAGUCAUGAAUUCUGCUAUUUUAUUGCAUUUGAAAUAUUUUCCCCUAAUACAAAAAGAGAUAUAACAUGGAUUUAUAUAAAAUUUCUUCAGAUCUGAWGUUUACUACCAGAAUAUACAGCAGGCUUUGUUAGAGUAGGAAAUCCUUGUGUGUCAUUUAAAAAAAAAAAAGAGCUGGUGAUGAAAACAGCUGGGUUUUGGUUUUGUUUUGUUUUGGAUUGGGUUUUUUUUUUGUUGUGGUAACAGUUCAUUUAUUUUAUUUUCCCAAAGUUUGAAGUCUGUGAUUGUCAAUCCAUGAAYACUUGCUUUUGGAACUUUGUACUUCCCAUUGUUGAGUACAAAUAAGARACUCAAGAGCCUCGUGGUAUGAUCAACAUCUUCUUUUGUCCCUGUCCAUUUGUCACASUGUUGGCUUAGAUCAAAGCCAGGACUUCUGAUUUUGACCAAAUCUGGGUGUGUUUCUAAUGUGGCAGGGAGAAAGGUGGUAGCUUUUAGAAUCUUUAGACACUCUMUUUGAACAAAGCCCUUUGGCAGAUGCAAAUAUUUAACUGAGUACUUAAUUUCUGCUUCUCAGAACACUCAGGYACAUGUUUAGGUCCCCUUGAUUUCAGGAAGAUGAAGGAAUGUACUGCUGGACAUGCUUAAAUGGUUGGAGCUGGGCAUGGCAGAUUGUCUUCCAAGGCAAGGCUGAGUUGGUAGGAAGAAAAACUCCAGGAAGAAAUCAGUAGCAUUGCCACACAUUCAUGGAGAAUAACAGGAGUUUUCAGUUUUGUUUUAAAUGGUUUUUAUUCAACACAAGUGGUGUUUCUGCUCUGGUUCUCACYGGGUCCUGGCUGAGGAUCUCCCUUCGUUCAAGUGCUGUAAUGAUCUGCCCCACUGGACUGGUGGUUUCUUUCUAAAGAAUUGGUUUUCUUCUGACUUCUCUGCUUUGCCACUAAUGUGCCAUGUUUGUAUAACAGCACYGUAAAUGAAUAAUGCAAUAUUUAAUUAGGAAGGCUCUGACAUAGCAUGACUAUCUCAAAGGCUGUUGUCAAAUCCAGUUUGACCCCAAAACACUUAAAAAUACAAACCAUGUGCAAAUCCUGCUCCUUUGGAAACAUUAGGCCUCUACUGCCCCUAGAAAAGAUAGCUCAGAUUACUGGAACUGAGAGACAGAUUCUGUAUUUUUGUUUURAAUUAUUUUUUUAACUCUUAAGAGUGCUUCAUGACCCCCACAGUUUCCAUUCUAUAGCAGGUUAUAUUUCUUGGUUUGUUUGGGGUUUUUAUUGGAAACUCAAUUGGAAACAACCAAGCCUCAGGGUUUGCAAACUUCUGGAAGUUUAUUUUUCAGAAAGAAGCCAUUUUCUAGUUAGGUUUUUUUUUUUAUUAU
Messenger RNA from Malurus melanocephalus (red-backed fairy wren), 3972 nucleotides. It is a transcript of the gene PKNOX1, whose product is annotated as PBX/knotted 1 homeobox 1. Bases 216 to 1526 code for a protein of 436 amino acids. The record is from RefSeq and is a predicted model, not a curated record. NCBI's taxonomy places the organism in Eukaryota, Metazoa, Chordata, Aves, Passeriformes, Maluridae. Gene Ontology annotation, molecular function: DNA-binding transcription factor activity, RNA polymerase II-specific; RNA polymerase II cis-regulatory region sequence-specific DNA binding. Gene Ontology annotation, biological process: angiogenesis; regulation of transcription by RNA polymerase II. The transcript has 12 exons.